Molecule: messenger RNA, 12024 nt
Organism: Dermacentor andersoni
Lineage: Eukaryota; Metazoa; Arthropoda; Arachnida; Ixodida; Ixodidae
Gene: mats
Product: MOB kinase activator-like 1
Source: RefSeq, a predicted model, not a curated record
CGGAAACUGCACCACUGAAACUUCACGCAGCAGCAAGGGCAGCGAGCUUCUGGUGGUGUUGGUCACAGUUUCGUGCGUAACAUGGUCACUUCCGGAUAACGCGAACUGCUGUGACUUGGUCUGCGGCUUCGUAUCUACAGCGAAACAUCAAUCGGCGCGCGGCGGCGAGAUGAGCUUCCUUUUCGGGGGUCGCUCCUCAAAGACCUUCAAGCCAAAGAAGAACAUCCCAGAGGGCACACACCAGUAUGACCUGAUGAAGCAGGCUGCAGCCACGCUGGGCUCGGGCAACUUGCGGCUCGCUGUCAUGCUGCCCGAAGGGGAGGACCUCAAUGAGUGGGUGGCUGUCAACACAGUGGACUUCUUCAACCAGAUCAACAUGCUGUAUGGCACGGUGACAGAGUUCUGCACCGAAGGCAGUUGUGCAGUCAUGUCGGCAGGCCCCAAAUACGAGUACCACUGGGCCGACGGACAGACAGUCAAGAAACCCAUCAAGUGCUCAGCCCCCAAGUACAUCGACUACCUCAUGACGUGGGUGCAGGACCAGCUCGACGACGAGGCCCUGUUCCCCUCCAAAAUAGGUGUGCCCUUCCCCAAGAACUUCUUCUCAAUCGCCAAGACAAUCCUGAAGCGACUGUUUCGUGUCUAUGCUCACAUCUACCACCAGCACUUCUCAGAGGUGGUGCAGUUGGGUGAGGAGGCGCACCUCAACACCAGCUUCAAGCACUUCAUCUUCUUUGUCCAGGAGUUUGGGCUCAUCGAUCGGCGGGAGUUGGUGCCUUUGCAGGAGCUCAUCGAAAAGCUUACGAGCAAGGACAGGGACAGCAACCCGUCGCGCUAGUACAUGCUGUCUCCCUGCUGCUCUUCCUAUCUGAAAACCGCCGUGGUGGUUUAGUGGCUAAUGGUGUUGGGCCGCUAAGCAAGAGGUUGCGGAAUGGAAUCGUGGCCACGGCGGCCGCAUUUCUAUGGGGGUGAAAUGCGAAAACACCCGUGUACUUAGAUUUAGGUGCACGUUAAAGAACCCCAGGUGGUCCAAAUUUCCAGAGCCCCCACUACAGCGUGCCUCAUAAUCGGAUCGUGGUUUUGGCACGUACCACCCCCUCCUUUUUUUUAAGCUAUCUGAAACACAUGCCACCACUACUUUUGCCCACCCCCACCACCCGUAUUGUUAUUCUGCAUCUGCAAAGACUGUCUCUUAGGCUUGCUGCCAGCCAGUGUUCUGCCUCAUGUUGUCCUUGAACACUGCUGGAACACCCAGGUGUUUGCCUUGAAUGCUUGUCGUCAGGGAGAGGGAAAGCAAGGACCCUCGAUGGCACCUAGAUUCACUGCACUGCUGUUGCCACACUGACACUUUUGACCUUAUCUUAAUUUCCUAGCAUUCUGCCCAUUAUGCAUGUUUCCACAAGGCUAGAAGCACGAUGUGCGAUUUUGAAGAACAUUGCUUUGAAACUCUGAUUAUGUCGAAUGCGGUGCCACCAGCUGUUGGAGGGACUGCAGGCCACCUUAGUUGAGGGAAGCCUUUGUGUUCUUUAAGCGAAUUUCCCUAUGCCACAGUCGCGGCCACACUGCUCGUGCUUCUGUGCAAACGACCAGUUUCGUUGUUGUGUGCCAGCCUGUUGUGCCACUUUCCACUGGGGUACUAAAUCGUCCUUUUGUACUUGCUGCUAGGCUGAAUCUGCAAGGGUUCAGAAGCCUGUUAUAUACCCCACUUAGGCGGGCAAAUUUAAUGACUCUUCGAGCGAGUACAAAUUGCCACAGGGAGUGUCACUUUGGUGGCGCGCUGCCAGAUGAGAAUUGAAAAUGUAAUUUGGAAUUGGUGGCAGUGUCUAUUGGUAAAUUAACUUGGAGGUUGUACCUUUGUUAUUUUAGGCAAUAAUUGUAAAGUAACAUUGACAUAAUCAGUCAUGAGUGAAGACAAGAUGGUAGUGCAUCCAACACUUGUACGACGCGCUGUUAGUUUGGGAGAUUUGAAAAUGAUGGAAGCAUUGAUGCCUAAAAAAGAAGAUGCCUUUUGUUAGCUGAGGAAGAAUGACUCCUUCCAAAAGCAGCGACGUUUAGAUCAUUUGAAAUCUCGAAAAGGUGGUUUAAGAAGCAGACAACCCUGGCAUUGUAUAUUUAUUUUUGAAAUGCUACUAUGGAGGCUUCACACAUGAACACAGUGAAGUAAGUUCAAUGAACACACUAACCUGCGAGUUAUUCCUUCAGCGAGCAUCACUAAAUGUUUCCAUGUGACAGCCUGCGAAUGACAGUAACAACAUAGUGCACUCCCUCAAGGUGACACUUACGCUAGUUUUCUCAAACGAUCCUCGACUCGAAGCUCUUCCUCCACUCCACCAAGUUGAGCACAGCGCCGCUGCCCAUCAGCUGAAAAACGCGCUACACUUCUUAGUAAUUGUGGUGGAGUGCCAAUAAAGUGCAGUGACAGCUUCUGUCGCAGGGUAGCACUGCGAUCAGCUUUUUUGGGACAAGGUGGAGUUUUGAGUGGAGGGUUGUACUAGAAUACAGGGGUAAAUUUGCCUGUAUAACAGGGGUAUAACACUGGGCUACACACACUGAUUUAUCUGUCAAGGUUUUCUCCAACAUGGCAUUGCCACUUAAAAAAUAUCUUAAGUACAGCCACCAGCCUAAACAUUUUUUACUAUGGAUGACUUUUUAGCUCACAGAAAGCACGACCAGCCAUGCUGAUAGUAAUCAAGAACUGCAGCACACGGUUCUCAUCUGUGAUGUAGUUCCCUGGCAUUGAUCUUGCACUGUUUUGCCUAAAUGGUUCGUUUCACAGCAAAAUUUCUAUUGAGGUCGCCUUUGCGCAUUGUGUAGGUGACACAUUUGAGCCUGUGACUACUCCUUACUUCUCUAUUGGCUUCUACUCGUGGUGCUUGUAAGCAUUUCAUUCCAUGCACCCUCUGCUCUCUACUGAUGUUUAUGGCAGUCUCAUUGAGAAUCUGCUUGUGGAGUUUCCUGCAGAUCUUUUCCAUUAUGUUUGACCAUGCAGAAAGGUCUGCUCAACAAAGGAACUGAAUGAAACUUGUGCUCAGUGAAUUGUUCCCUGCUGCACCACAUGUGAAUCGCAAUUAAACAAUUUGUUUAAUUUUAUUAAUCCACACAGCUGUAAAAAAAAUCAUGGACUUGUCCUGUGCAAGGAAUCUGCAGGUCAUCAACUACAACACCAGAGUAUAUGCGGAGUGGAAGGCUUAACUAAUUGAGGAAGACCUCUCUCUGCUGUCUGACAAUUGAGCAGUGCCUCAGCAUGGUGCCCACUCCUUUUGCCUUGCUUACAAUCUUGGGACUUGUCGCACUUCCGGGAUCUCUGGGCUUUCCUCCUCCGGUGUCCUUUGCAAGCGUUGCGCUCAAUCUCGGUUUGUGCACAUUGGACCUUACUGUCGCUGCGCCAUGAUAUUGUACAAUUUUGAGCAUCCUCACAUGCCCUCAUGAUGUCCUCACAGUGAGGUAGCUGCAGCAGGCAGCCUGGCUGCAAUGUGACAGAUGCAGCCAUAAUAAUGGCUGCAUCUGUGCCUGAUUGCUGUGUGUCAUUGUCUUGCCACUUCAACUUCUGCAGGGUGCAAAGUUUAUGGGAGCGUGUUUGUAGAACACUGCGCGACUGCUGCCUCAUUCACUCACUCUGGCAGGCCUCCCACUGUCUUUGACGCUGCCGCUGAUGCAGGGCACUACACGGUGUGUACAUGCUAUCAAGGUUUUCAACUCCACAUACAGUCGAAUGGCAUUAUGUCAAACGGUCCCAUGAUCACCGAAUAGUUUGAUAUAUAAAAUUAAGAGUGAAACGGGCGAAUAAGCACGGUGGCUUAAAAGAAAGCGUCUCAGCGUUGCAUAAUGCAGCUUUCUUAAAGUCCUCUACACCACAGUGUGUUGUGCUGAAGCACAUCAAAAGGGGAAAGAGGCCACUACGUUGCAGUGGCGAUUUAGGCCUCUUGUUUUGGGGCCAUGGCCCCCUUUAGAGCGUGCGAACAAAAAGGAAUUGCAGUCAGAGAGCAUGGCAUGAACCCUUCCGAUGCAUCACUUGGGUGGCUUUAAAGGGGUCAUUUCAAAAAAGAAAUAAAUUGCAGGGGUGACUCCAAAAUUAUUGCCUUGACUUCGAUAUGAGCAAAGCAGUUGGACAGUAAACCAUGAAAGUUCACAGCUAUUGUUAUAGAAAUAAUUCAACACCAAGAAAUGCGAACUUCAAUAACAUUGGCUUGAUAAACUAAUAAUUUCUUACAGCUAGGGCUGCACUUGUCACCCCAUAUAAAAGGGCUUAAAUUGUCACAGAAACGUUGGAAACAGUUCUGAAUGACUGCCAGUGCAGUUAAACAUCUCUGUGCUCGUACAGGGGCUGGAGACUGCAUGUGCACACAUGUAUAAGGAAUACAUGUUAGUCCCCAUUAUGAUGUUGUAUAUGGGGUGCACAAAGCUGGUGAAAGAAGGGCUCAAAUCGCCACAGCCACAUCGAAAAUAGCUCUGGAAACUAGCUAGUACACUUAUCAGGCGUCUCAGUGCUUGUACUGUGACAAGAGAAAGCGGUUGCGUGCAUUUAUGACAAAACUACUGUCCUGUGGUAGUGGCCCCUUUGCACUCUUUACGUGCUUCACUGCAACACAUUACGUACGCUUGACUGCAUAAUGUAACUGUAUUGAGGCGAAGCCGACUUUGGGGAACCGGUUGCAGAGUUUAUUCAUGCCCAAGCAAGUUUAAUGUCAAAAUUUUUAAAUGCAUGCAGUUCUCGGGGUUAUUUGACACCUGUUCGAUAUAAGUAAUAAUUCGAUUUAUCAGUGUUUGAUAUGACAUGGUUCAACUCUAUACUGCUUGAUUUUGGGAAGUUGCUGCAAGCAAAACACCAGUUGUCAAGCAAGUCGUUAGUUGUCAAGCAAAUCAUCAGUUGUCAGUACCGCUUCAUGUUGUCCCUUCCUUGAAGUCUCGUGUUGUGCUUACGGCAACUUCCCCAAAAUCAUGAAUCACCAACUGGCCUACACCCACACUCUAUGUUCUAGACUGCUGUCGCCAUAAAAAAACCAUUGGUGAGGUCUGAAUAUUGGAAUUUCUGUCCUGCAAGCUUUCUUGUCUAUCUUCACAGCAUUUGUUACGUGGAAUAAGUUUUAUACACUUUUAUGCUAUGCCUUGAGAGGCUUUCACCUGUUCUAGAGGCUGAUAAAAUCAAAGAGAUAAAUUGAGUACUUGCCUAUGUGAAAGUAGCAUGUGCAUGUAACCAUGAUCUGUCAUAACGAAACAUAACACAGUAUCCCAUGAGAAAACAUUAGUGCGAAACAACCAAUGCAAGAUGUGGGGUGCAUACACUAGUUUUGUUUCCUUGUUUGUUGAUUGUCUAUUUAGCACUCUUCAUCAUAUCUCUUAGAUAAGCUCAGACUCCAGCCAACAACUUAGUUUACAUUUUCCCAGAGUUUAGUGUGUCCUAAGCACCACCCUAGUGUUACUCCAUGUUGUACGUAGUUCUGGCUCAAUCCCUAACUUUUGGGCCUGCCCGACAGCUUUCUGCAGAGAGUUGAAAAGAGUGGUGUGUGCCUUAGAAGCACCUGUCUCAUUCGUUAGAAAUGAAAUUUUGCUUAAUGGCACCAGGGUGCGUAGAGCAAUCUGCAGUCCACCUUUCGUAAUACUAUUGUUCCGAUUUGUUGCUGCCGAAGCAUUGGUGUAUUCAUUUUGGGAACCCCUGCCCAAGCUGGAUGUACGUAACGCUCCUCCUUGCCGGGCAACACUGUUGGGAGGUGAUCUAGGUGCAUGCCAGGACAAUUUCAGUGCACUGCUGGCUCUGUGUUGCUUUGUUGGGUGUUGUUGCUGAAAGCCUGUACAAGUAUUCCCAUUAUGCAUUUUCAAGCGUUCCAAUAUAGCCUUAUGCAUUACAAUUAAGUGCCGCUACACUUCAGUAGCUUCAUUGCACAGUUCUUGUACAUAUGUGCAUAAGUGCUUGCAUAUGUAGAUGCUGAAAAAAGAAGUGUUCCAGAAGUUUACUUCUUUACUUGCUCUCCUUGAAGCCUUUGGUAUGUGGAAAGUUGUGAAACGGUCUGUGUGCUUGACAUGGCUUGGCCCAUUGUGUUGCAGGUUAGUAAUCUCAAAGGUGUGGUGCUUACAAUAUUUUUUGUAGGUUAGUUUCAUGUUUACCAGCGAAACAUCUGGCUUGUCCUGCUUUGAGUUUUCUCUAAAGUAUGCUGUGUUUUCACAAACAUGACGCAAGGUUUUUUCUAGAAUAUCGCUUCGAAAAAGCUCCGUUCUCCCCCCCCUCUAGUCCUCGAUAAACUUCAUUCCCUGAUUUUUAACAUAUGGCAGGCUGAACCACCAGGUGACUAAUCUUAACGGAAGCUCCAGCCUCACAAUGGCAGGAGACACUUACCUGAAAAUAGCAAGAGUGCAAGUCUGCAGUGAUGAGUGUAAUGGUGGCCAUGUUUCAAAGGGGUCCAACUGCAGUAACAACUUUAGGUCCAAUAGACCGACCUACUGCAGUGAUGUGCAUGGAUGUGACAUUACUGCAUAAGUGGAACUUCUUCAGCCUACACACAUGUUGCCUCUUGGCGCAGUGCUCCUGUUAGGGCAUUUUAAUGUAGCAUGGUUCUGUUCUAGCAGUUAGCAGCGUACAUACGCCAAGGCCCAUGCAGGUGGUCCCAUGCAGUACCUCAUCACUGUGCCAUGCUCGGGGGCCCUAUUCUAAGCUCACACACACAGUUGAAGUAUGGUAUAAACGUGUCUUCCCCCCUCUCUUUUUUUCCCUGUGCCAAGUAGUUGUGAAGUAAGAAACCAGCAGGAGGACAUGUUGUUGGGCUAAUUGGUGCUUGCUUAGCAACAAUGUAGUGCUGGGGCACAACCACAAAGAAAGACACAUAAACGUGUCAUAGGCACUAUUAACAACUUUUGAAGGUGCUACUAAAAAAAUGCAUCAGAUCCAAUGUGCCCUGUUGGAAUCUAUAUAGCCAGCAAGACGCAAGACUGUGUUCAUGUGCACCUUCUCAUCUGGCUUCAAGGAUGCCCCAAACAAGGCACUUUGCAAUGCUACCUUUGAAGGCAACCACUGUUAUAGGGGUUGAAAGAGACAAGCUGGCUUCCUGUGCCAUUUGUUUGGGGUACCCGACAUCCCCUUGGAGGUGCAGAUGCCAGGCGACGCAAUGCAUGCGCAGCGCGAGGCCAUCACCUCCAGUGCCCUCUCUCCCUUCUCAUCGCAGCUCUCCACAUCACAGCCUCCUCAUCGUCUCCACCAGCAGCCAAUGACUUGCAUGCACAGGCUGGCUUCCCCCCUCUACCUUCCACUGCUGCGAGCGAAGUAGUAUGAGCCAUCACUCCUAGAUGAUAUCACCAUCCCGCAACCAAGUGUGAGCUGUUCGGCGAGAACACACUAGCAGCAGCCACGGUUGGCAAGAGAGGCACAGGGAGUUCACAAAGGGAGCUUCACUUUAAAAAGUUUAGUAGCGGAGAUGAUGGUGGGGGGGGGUCUUUCUUUUUUCUCAUUGUGGUUGUGUCUCAGGCACUACGUUUGUCACCAAGUAAGAAACCAGGUCACCAUUUCCCUUCAUCAAUGAGCAUGUUACAUUCUGAGGUGUUUGCAAAUGGUAGAAAUGGUGUUGUGCAAAACGCAGCAGCAAGGUGGCGACAGCCAGUAUGCAAGUGUUCACAUGUUGCAGCGCUAACAUUGGCACCAAAUGUUUUUCAACUUACACACCCGUGUCUGGAGGAGUAAGUAGUACACUGGUGAUGCCUGUGAGGCAGACGUUGGUGGGGUUCAAUGAAACCAGAGCAGGUGCUUUACAUCUGCUUACUCAUGCUAAGAAAGCCAAGGAAUGCAGUGUCUCUAAAAGGAAAUGGGGGAGAGUGCAUCAAAAGUAUCACAUUAACUUGCACACCAUUAAGGCAUUGUCAGAGUGUUGCAUUGAGUGACACUUUGAGGUCUAUGGGAUGUGGACAAGGUAUGAAUAGUUAGUUGAAGGGGUGUGAUUGCCGAAUGUACUACGUAGUGCAUGGAGGAGGGGAGAUGGAGGUGGUACAAUGGUCGUCUGAGGUGCGGGCUUAAGUGUGGCAUAGAAUAGCAAGUUGCUUAAAGCUUUACUUGAAUUGUGACUGCCUUGAGCCAGUGACCUUUUGUAUUUCCAAGUUGUCUGAAGUGCCCCGUGAGGUAGCAUUCAUGGUCGCACCUUAUUCAUGUAUUUUUGCAAAUGUAGUAAACAUGUGAAAUGCUUUUAUAUUUAGUGAUAACAUGCAUGGCAUUACAUCAGGAGCACAUGAUCAUUUGGACGCAUGCAGCAUUCUUCAGGUCUAGCUGGAUUUGUUAAAAGUUUUUGAUGGGUCGUUUUCUUUUGCAUGUACAGUUGACUUUUGUUGAUUCGACCCUGACAGAAGCGACAGAAUUGAUUGAAUUAUUUGGCGGGUCGAAUUAAACAAAAUGCAUAAAAAACACCUCUUAAUUCAUUUAGCAGCAUUUGCCAGAGUCUAACAUGCCUCCCGAAUCAAAUGCAUGCUCACUUUCUGUAUGUCUAAAAUAAAAACUAAUGUAGGAAUUAUAUAAGAGCACCUAAACUAAGUAGAAAUCUAACAGGCACUGGAUUUUUUUAGCAAGAAAGAUGUGUCGCACACUGGUGGCCAGUUUCCUAAAAUCAGCUUCACCGCACCAUUUUGUAAAGUCAGCCUCGCCGCAAUAUAUUCCUGUUAUGCGGUAAAGCAUUGCACUGUGCAGACAAUUUCCAGCCCAAUCUUUUAAAAAGGGGGGGGGGGGGGGGGGUCUGUGUUAGAAUUGGGUAAAUACCGUAAUUGGACAAUUGUGAGCUACGGCUAUUGCUUGAACAUGUUCCUAGAGCUGGCCGAAAAUACAUUUUUGAUGGGUGAUGACGCAUGUAGCGCAUUCCCUGUCCCCUAAGCUCCGCCGAGACAGACACUGCCACUAAAGGGGUUGGCUAUUGGGGUUACAUAGAGGUUAGGCACAUGCAUGCCGACUGGCGCAGUCGGAUUUAUUUGAUGAAGGCCAAUUUUAGGAUCGAAAUAAUGAAAGUUUGGGCCUAUAGAAAUGUAUGGGCACUGGCUGGGACCUUCAGUCGGGAUCGAAUUAACAGAAGUCUAGUGUAGUGCUGUUCAAUAUUGAUGAUUGUUUUUAUUAUUCAAGGUAUUCUGAUUAGUCAUGGUGCUUCUCAGUCAAACUUGGGCCUUAUGCCAGAAAAGCCUACAGAUCGACAAUAUUUAUGAUGGUGAUUGCACAGUGUAGAAGUUUUUUAAAUUGUUGUAAACUGCCACCAUACAAAGAAAAAAAGUCUCAUGCAAUGAAGCUGUCCUGUCAUGUGAUUAUCGCGGUGUGCAGAAAUGAAGUCAGCUAUACAGCGAUGUUAUAACUACUGUGAGUAUUUCAUGAGGAUUAUUUCUGUGGUAUGCACAUAUUGCCCCCCCCCCCCCCCCCCCCCACACACACACUCGCAUAUUUUUUACACUUCUAGAAAUUUACCUAGGAAACAUUGCAUUUUAUGAAUGUCACUGCACCCAAAAAGUGAUUUAAUAUUGUGGCUUACUGAGAUAGGGCCAGUGCUAAGAGUGCAUGAAAACCAGUGUGCAAAAGAUGACACAAUCUAAGCUAGUUCUGUGCAUAUCUGUGCACGGACCUUUUUGUAAGAUUGAAGUUGCACAGAUACUAGAUUUAAAUUUUCUUGUUAAGUGGUUGCAUGCCCCUGAAUUGGCAGUGUAAUGGGUUGGGGAUAAAAGUAUGGAGUACAUACCUCAGAAUUCUUGCUGCUUGCAUGGGCCACAUGGAAAGCUAAAUUUUUGAGAGCUUCAAUGUUCCAAAAGCUUCUCUUAGCAGCUGUACAAGCAUGUGUGCAAAGCUGUGCAUUUUUUUUGGUGCUCUCAUUUUCCAGGCUAUUUUCAUUUGAAACAGUGCUUGUUUUGUACACAUAGCAGCAGGUUGGAUUGUUAUAUUUCUUCUAAUGCAGUUGCUGUACUUUUCAUUCUUCAUUUUUAGCCUCAGAUUUCUGAUGCUUGAAAGCGACGUUUGCUUUUUUGCCUUUUUGUUCUCAUUUAUUGGGAGGCCAUCAGGGUAGUGAAUGUGGGCAGCCGUUGUGUGAAUCUGGCCAUCCGAUAAAAGAAAUUGUGCUGUUUGUGACUGUCAACUUUCCAAGAAGCUGUUGCAUGCUUAUUUCUUUGUGGGAAGGCCAUAGUAGAAACUGGCGGCUGUGUUUAAGAAUCCUUGUAACAGUUCUCGGUGAGCGGCCCAGGAACUUGUGUAGCAACCUUGCCAGUCCUUUGCUCUUGCUAUCCACCAUUGUGGCUGUGAUUUGGUUGGGUGGAAUCCCAGUUUUCUUACUUUGUGAUGACCUUGGGUGUCCCCCAUUUUCACGCUGUGCGCAGUGCUUCUCAUCUUGAGGGCCUUAUGAAAGCUUUGAGGGGUUUGUUCCUCAGUGAAAAGUCGAUGGUCACCUGGAGCGAAAAGAACGAAAAGAUGACUGCUUAUCUUGCCACAUUCUGAGGUUGGCAUGCUGUACAACAUUCUUAAUUAUGCAGUGUUGUGCUGUGUGAACUGAAGUUUUAAAGUGCUAUGUGAUUAUUUUUUUUAACAUUGGACUUAGCUAUUCUACACCAUGGUAAUGUCAUGUCUUUUUCAUUAUUUUUCUGGUGGGCACUUGCAGACCAUCACUGUCAUGUGGUCAUUGUGUUUUAACUCAUUGUUGUGUAUUGUCGUUGCAAAGUAUGUAUGCUACAUUGUUUUUGUUUGUUGUGAAUCUUGUUUUAGAAAGUUGUUCCUUGAGUGGUUUUUAAUCGAUGCAAUUCUGGUUGGGCAUGGCAGUGGCUGAUGACUUGGACGCUGAGGAGCCUGUGCCCUUUAUGUGCAUAGGCUGCUUGCUGUCAGAGUUAAGCACAAAAUGUUUCUUGUUCUUCCUGGCGUAGUACUCUGUGCUCUGUACUCAUGUGCACUCGAGUGUAUUGUUCCACUUGCUGCUGUUGCAGUUAGGGGUGCACUUGUAGCUGCAAUUUUGGAGCUGUUUCAGUCCUGACUGUCCCUCAGAGAGUCCUGUUCCUUACUGUAGUCAGCUUUUGCAAGUAAUGCGUGCUUUGGAUUUAAAUUGCAGUGGUUGUAUUUGUACACCAAUUAUACUGAUUGCUUGUUUUCACGCUCUCAGGACCACACACACGCACCCCUCCUGCGCCUUCUCACACACACAUUGAGGCUUUUUCAUGAAAACUGAGGAACAGUAAUGGUAACUUGACCUUUACCAAUGUACAGGAAGGAUCUGCGUAGAAAGAAGCAACUUUCCCCGCAAGUUGCAGUCCUUUAACUGGCUUCAACACUUUCCAACAUUUAUAAUGCUGAUGUGUGCCCGACUGAAAAUUGCAUGUCGAGUGCAUCAAAUUACUAGAUUUUCUCUUAAUUUGCUGCCCCACUAUUGUUGGUACUUGCUGUGAAAGCUAGAAACCAUUGUUGUUUUCUUGUGGUGUAUGGCAUAAAAGGCACGAAAUUAUGUGAAGAAAAAAAAAAAGAAAUGGAAGAGCUUUUUCCAGUACUGUCUUUUUUUCUUCUUUGCAUAGUUUCACAUUUUACCCCGCCAGAAAGUAUGAACUAAAUAGCCCAGCAACAGUAGUAGUAACGAGUCUAUUGUAUGGCUGCAGCUAUAUAGGACUCUUCCUUGGAUUUGGGCUCAAGUACAGUGAACUAGGGUAAAGUGCUGAAUGUGACGACAAUUCUAUGUAGACGUAUGGCUGUAUUAGCUCCCAUGCCUCACAUUUUUGGGGGUUUUGCCACAUACUGCACGAAGUGACCUUACGUGACAUGUCUGCCGUCAGAAACGGUCAGCCCUGUGAACUGAUAUUUCUUCCAUGAUCUGCCAGCAACCUUCAAACCCUGAAUGAACAGUGUAUUUUCCUUUUUUUGUAAGUCUGUAGCACAGAGGCAAAGAUUUUUUUACAGAACUCAAUUUUGUACGAGGCAACGACGCAGCUGCCUUUGAGGCAUUGAGCUGUACACCUUGACAGUGCAUGCUUUCCUUUUGUAUGCUGCACAGUAUGGGACAUCACAUUCACAUGUGUUUGAUAAGCACCUAGGAUGUAAAUAAAUUAUUUGAUAUAUGA